This is a messenger RNA of Aspergillus tanneri, 1758 nucleotides long. RefSeq names its product glycoside hydrolase family 13 protein. Gene Ontology annotation, molecular function: alpha-amylase activity. Gene Ontology annotation, biological process: oligosaccharide catabolic process. Lineage: Eukaryota; Fungi; Ascomycota; Eurotiomycetes; Eurotiales; Aspergillaceae. Bases 1 to 1758 code for a protein of 585 amino acids. The transcript has 3 exons. The record is from RefSeq and is a predicted model, not a curated record.
AUGGCUAAGCCUGCAGACCAAAUCCACCGUGCCUGGUGGAAGGAAUCUUCCGUCUAUCAGAUCUGGCCCGCUUCCUUCAAGGACUCUAACGAUGAUGGUAUCGGCGACAUUCCCGGUAUUAUCUCUAAGCUGGAUUACAUCAAAAACCUUGGAGUUGAUAUUGUCUGGCUCUGUCCGUCUUACAAAUCGCCCCAGGUCGACAUGGGAUACGAUAUCGCAGACUACUACAGCAUCGCAGACGAAUAUGGCACGGUCGCAGAUGUGGAAAAGCUGAUUAAGGGUUGCCAUGAACGAGGCAUGAAACUCCUUAUGGACCUGGUGGUGAACCAUACGAGUGACCAGCAUGAAUGGUUCAAGAAAUCGCGAAGCUCCAAGGACAAUGAAUAUCGGAACUGGUAUAUCUGGAAGCCGCCCAGGUAUGACGAGCAGGGUAAUCGUCAUCCACCCAACAAUUGGGUCUCGCAUUUUCAGGGCAGCGCUUGGGAGUAUGACGAACUGACUGGCGAAUACUAUCUCCACCUCUAUGCCACUGAACAGCCAGAUCUCAACUGGGAGCACCCACCAGUCCGCAAAGCAGUGCACGAUAUCAUGCGGUUUUGGCUGGACAAGGGUGCGAAUGGAUUCCGCAUGGACGUGAUCAAUUUCAUCAGUAAAGAUCAACGCUUCCCUGACGCCCCAAUCAAGGAUUCCCGCACCCCGUGGCAAUGGGGCGAUAAAUACUAUGCCAACGGCCCUCGCUUGCACGAAUACCUGCAGGAUAUGGGCAAGAUCCUCAAAGAAUACGACACGUUCAGUGUUGGGGAGAUGCCCUUUGUCAAGGACACGGAGGAAGUGCUUCGCGCCGUCCGCUUUGACCGGAAUGAGAUCAACAUGAUCUUCAACUUCGAGCAUGUCGACAUAGACCACGGCACGUACGAUAAGUUCGAGCCGGGAAGCUGGAAGCUCACCGACUUGAAGGGUUUCUUCGAGAGAUGGCAGAAAUUCAUGUAUGAAAAUGAUGGCUGGAACGCUUUAUACUGGGAGAACCAUGAUCAGCCCCGGUCCGUUGACCGGUACGUGAACGCGAAGGAAGAGUACCGUGCUGCUACUGGCAAACUGCUAGCAACCGUCUUGGCAUUGAAAUCUGGCUCUCCCUUUGUUUACCAAGGACAGGAGAUUGGUAUGAGAAAUGUGCCAAUUGAAUGGGAUAUGAGUGAAUACAAGGACAUUGAUUGUCUGAAUCAUUGGAAUAGACUAUUGAAAAACCCCAAUGCCGACGAAAAGGCCCGGAAGAUCGCACGGCAAGAGUACCAAAAGAAAUCACGAGACAAUGGCCGCACACCAGUCCAAUGGACUGAAGCCCCUAACGGGGGAUUCACGGGCCCGAACGUGAAGCCCUGGAUGUCCGUCAAUCCAGACUUUAUAUAUUUUAAUGCCGAGAACCAGGUGAAGGACCCGAACUCGAUCUACCACCACUGGGCUUCUGUGCUCAAGCUGCGCAAGAAGUAUCUGGACAUCUUUGUGUAUGGCAAUUAUGAGCUGGUGGAUCGGGAAAGCCAGGAGAUUUUCGCUUACACCCGUCAAUAUGAGGAUCAGAAGGCGUUGGUGUUGGCUAAUUGGACUGACAAUGAAAUCGAGUGGGAUGCAUCUGCCAACGGAAUUGAUGAUAUCAAGGAGGUGCUUUUGGAUAGCUAUGAAGGUAUAGAGGAGACUCGGAAGAGGGUUUCGGGCUCAAAAUGGCCUCUUCGGCCGUAUGAAGCAUUGGUCGUGCUUGUAUAA